Molecule: messenger RNA, 2790 nt
Organism: Agrilus planipennis (emerald ash borer)
Lineage: Eukaryota; Metazoa; Arthropoda; Insecta; Coleoptera; Buprestidae
Product: DNA replication licensing factor Mcm5-like
Exons: 10
Coding region: 512-2704 (730 amino acids)
Biological process (GO): DNA replication initiation; DNA replication; double-strand break repair via break-induced replication
Cellular component (GO): nucleus; MCM complex
Molecular function (GO): DNA replication origin binding; single-stranded DNA helicase activity; single-stranded DNA binding
Source: RefSeq, a predicted model, not a curated record
UCAAAUUAUGUUUAAUUUUUAUGAUUCGAAUAAUACUCUUAAUUUAUUUAUUUUUUCUUCUAAUGCCAUUUAUUGAUGACGAGACUAAAAGACGUUUUCUUAUUUUUUAUUUAAAUACUACCCUUCAGUUUGAGUUAUUCUUUUUUAUUACUGUUGAUACAUCCCUUCUACGACAGUCACGUUAUUAUUUGUUAUAUUUAACUGUUAUUUGAUCCUAGAAAAGGAAGAAAAAAUAUAUAACAAAAGAUAUUAUUUUUAACUAAUACAGCUUCCACCUAUUAGAAUAAAAAAUAAACACACAUGCUGUCCCUCGCUAGUUUAGACACUAUAGCCAAUCUCUAUUAUGUAUAUCUGAUAUCUAUGGUCUGGCGGCCAUACUGGCUGCUUAUUUAUGCUUGGCGGUAAUUUUAGUCCAUAACCUCAACAAUACCCCGUUAAGGGAAUAAAUACUUCUCCUUAUUUUUUUGUAAAUAUUUAGUGUUUGCUGUAUAUUUUUUCUUGCAUUUUAAUUAUGGAAGGUUUCGACGAUGCCGGAAUCUUCUUUAGUGACAAUCUUGCUGGAGAUACACAAGACACAAAUCAAGUGAACCUGAAAGUUAUCAAAAAGAAGUUUAAAGAAUUUAUGAGACAGUUCCAUGGGGAAAACUUCAACUACAAAUACAGAGAUACUCUGAAGAGGAACUACAAUUUAAAACAGUAUUACCUAGAGGUGAACAUUGAAGACCUUGCUAGUUAUGAUGAAGUUUUGGCAGAAAAGCUUUACAAGCAACCAACGGAACAUCUUCCAGUGUUUGAGUCGGCUGCUAAAGAGGUUGCUGAUGAAUUAACAGCCCCUAGACCUGAAGAAGAGAAAAAUGUUGAAGAUAUUCAAAUUAUACUUUUAUCAGACUCUCGGCCAUCUAGUUUGCGUGAAUUAAGAUCUAAUUGUGUUUCACGUUUAAUUAAAAUACCUGGCAUAAUUGUAAGUGCAUCUGGAAUUAAAGCCAAGGCAACUAAAAUAACCAUACAGUGUAGAGAUUGUCACCAUAUGAUUCCCAAUUUGCCUGUAAAGCCUGGUUUUGAAGGUUACAUCAUGCCCAGAAAAUGUAGCACGGAACAAGCUGGACCUAAUAAAUGCUCUUUGGAUCCCUACUUUAUAAUUCCGGAUAAGUGUCAAUGUGUAGAUUUUCAAGUUUUGAAACUUCAAGAGCUUCCUGAUGGUGUACCACAGGGAGAGAUUCCAAGGCACCUGAACCUUUACUGUGACAGAUAUUUGUGUGAGAGGGUUGUUCCUGGAAAUCGAGUGUUUAUUUUUGGUAUUUACUCUAUUAAGAAGGUGUCCAUUGGUUCAAAGAGAGAUGGACAAAAGGCACUAACAGGAGUUAGAUUUCCUUACAUGAGAGUUAUUGGUAUACAACAUGAUACUGAAGGUUUGGGAUCAUCUGGUGUGGGGGCUGUUACUACAGAGGAAGAAGAUUUGUUUAAAAGAUUGGCAGCAUCUCCCAAUAUAUACGAAAAAAUUGCCACUAGCAUUGCACCAUCUAUUUAUGGGGCUGUGGAUAUUAAAAAAGCAAUUGCUUGUCUGCUAUUUGGGGGCUCCAGGAAAAGACUUCCUGAUGGUCUGACUCGCAGAGGAGAUAUAAACAUUUUACUUCUCGGUGAUCCUGGUACCGCAAAAUCGCAACUGUUGAAGUUUGUAGAGCGUGUGGCUCCAAUCGGAGUUUAUACUUCAGGAAAAGGGAGCUCAGCUGCUGGUCUAACAGCAUCUGUCAACAGAAAUCCUGCUACUCGAAAUUUUAUUAUGGAAGGCGGUGCAAUGGUUCUUGCAGAUGGCGGAGUUGUUUGCAUUGAUGAAUUCGACAAAAUGAGGGAAGAUGACAGGGUGGCAAUACAUGAAGCCAUGGAGCAGCAAACCAUCUCAAUUGCUAAAGCAGGAAUCACAACCACUUUAAAUUCUAGGUGCUCUGUUCUUGCUGCUGCUAACAGUAUCUUUGGUAGAUGGGACGAAACGAAAGGAGAGGAAAAUAUUGACUUUAUGCCAACCAUUCUUUCCCGUUUCGACAUGAUAUUUAUAGUCAAAGACGAGCAUGAUCAACGAAGGGACAUGACGUUAGCCAGGCAUAUAAUUAAUGUUCACAUGAGUGCAGAACAGGUCACUGAAGAACCUAAAGAGGGAGAACUGUCCAUAGAAUUACUAAAAAAAUAUAUUAAUUAUUGCAGAACAAAAUGUGGUCCUCGUUUAAGCCAAGAAGCUGGCGAUAAGUUGAAGAGACGUUAUGUAAUGAUGAGAUCAGGAGCGAGUCAACAUGAGCACGAAAUACAUAAGAAAAACGCAAUUCCAAUAACAGUGAGACAACUGGAGGCUGUAAUAAGAAUUUCUGAAAGUCUGGCCAAGAUGCAGCUACUCCCUUUUGCCACUGAUUCGCACGUCAACGAAGCCCUACGUCUGUUUCAAGUUUCGACAUUAGACGCAGCAAUGAGUGGAAAUCUAGACGGUGCUGAAGGAUUCACGACUGACGAAGAAUAUGAAACAUUAAGCCGAAUUGAGAAGCAACUAAAGAGACGUUUCGCUAUAGGGACGCAGGUUUCACAACAAAAUAUCGUACAAGACUUUGUGAACCAACAGUAUCCUGAGAGGGCUAUUAUGAAAGUCAUAUAUGCCAUGAUUCGAAGGGGGCAACUGCAACAUCGAAUGCAGAGGAGAAUGCUGUAUCGUAUUAGUUAAUUUAUUUCUUUUUCUUUUUUCCUAUCCUUACUUCGCAUUUUUUUUUUAUUUCGAAAUCGUAGUUUUUGUUUGCAUGUUUUAAACGU